AACUUCCGCCAGGUCUAAACGGAAGUAGGUACGUGGCCGCUUCAGCUGACAGUCUACAUGAUGGCGACAGAGGUUCAGAGCGGCGACCUCGACAGUGCUACUUCCAGCCGGCUCGAAGUUUCCAUCGAUGGCCUCACCCUCAGUCCCGACCCGGAGGGCGAGCAGAGCCAGGUCGAAGAGCCGGACGCCAAACCCGCGGAGCCCGAGACCGAUACACCGGGCUCCGCUGGAGGCGAAGAAGAUGGAGAGACUGGCAAAUCUGCGAUAGAGAGGAAAUGGGGCUUUCCUUUGCAAGAGCUGUACGGACUGGGCCUUAAAUUCUUCAAAGAUAAAGAUGGCAAGGCCUUCCACCCGACCUACGAGGAAAAGCUUCGACUGGUUGCUCUGCACAAACAGGUGUUGCUGGGCCCUUAUAAUCCUGAUGCUUCACCCGAGGUCGGCUUCUUCGAUGUUCUGGGAAAUGACCGCAGAAAAGAGUGGGCCUCCCUGGGCAACAUGGAGCGGGAGGAGGCCAUGGUGGAGUUUGUCAAGCUGCUGAACAAGUGCUGUAACCUCUUCGCUCCCUACGUCACCUCGCACAAGAUCGAAAAGGAGGAGCAGGAGAGGAAAAGGAAAGAAGAAGAGGAGCGUCAGCGGCAGGAGGAGGAGGAAAGGGAGCGACAAAGGCAGGAGGAGGAGAGACGGAGGCUCGAGGAGGAGGAGCGGCUGAGGAGAGAGGAAGAGGAGAGAAGACAGGCAGAGGAAGAGCGACUACGGAUUGAGCAACAGAAACAGCAGAUAAUGGCGGCAUUAAAUGCGCAGACAGCAGUGCAGUUCCAACAGUAUGCUGCUCAGCAAUACCCCAACAGCCCCGAGCAACAGCUGGGCCUCAUCCGACAGCUCCAGGAGCAGCACUACCAGCAGUACAUGCAGCAGCUCUACCAGGUCCAGCUGGCUCAGCAACAGGCGGCCUUACAGAAGCAGCAGCAGCAGGCUGAUUUGGUGCAGGGCACCCUGGAUUCUAGUAGCUUCAACAGCAGUGAACCCACCCUCGCCUCAGCAGCGGGACCACUGUGUGCAGCAUCACCGCCUGUUGGAGAGGAAGCCCCCACAGUCAAUGGAGGCCAGUCAGACUCAUACUCGGAGGGCAUGGACCGGGAACCAGAGCCCGAGCCGGCUGAGGAGGUCUCGGAGAACGGGCCUUUAUUAGCAGACUCCCCGCCAGUCAUAGCUGCUCCCUCCAUGUGGACACGGCCACAAAUAAAGGACUUCAAGGAGAAAAUCCGACAGGACGCAGACAGUGUGAUCACAGUGGGGCGUGGCGAGGUGGUGACGGUGCGCGUGCCCACCCACGAGGAGGGCUCUUACCUGUUCUGGGAGUUUGCCACAGACUAUUAUGACAUCGGGUUUGGAGUGUUCUUCGAGUGGACGGAUGCUGCCUCUGCAUCGGUCAGCGUGCACGUGUCGGAGUCCAGCGAUGAAGAUGAGGAUGAAGAAGGUGAUCCUCCCAGCGAGGAGGAGAAGGCGAAGAAGGAGGCGGGGAAGCCCCAGGUGGAUGAGAUUGUGCCGGUGUACCGGCGGGACUGUCAUGAGGAGGUGUACGCCGGCAGCCACCAGUACCCGGGCCGCGGAGUCUACCUGCUGAAGUUUGACAACUCCUAUUCACUCUGGCGCUCCAAGAGUGUCUACUACAGAGUCUACUACACCAGAUAAGCCUGAAUACAGACACUGGGGGAGCCAAGGAGUGUGUAUGUUCAUGUAUGUGUGUGUGUGUGUGUGUAGGUGGAGAUUUUUGUGAUGGCAGCCUGUAUGGGUGUGUGUGUUUGUGUGUGCCGUGUGCAUGUGAGGGAGAAAGUGAUACCAGAUCUAUUCUGGACAAAAACCACCAGAGGGUGACAAAGAGACACAUCUGGAGCCCGACUUUGGAGAUUGGACUAAUAUGUGUGUACUGUAUGUGUAUGCGUGUCCCAAGAUACACCCAUGCUAUAAUGCUUGUCAUCGAGCCCGUGGAAGAGGAGUGUGUAUUCCCGUUGUAUAUUCACCGCCUGUCCUUGCUGCGCUCACAUAGACCAAGCUGUAGGACUUUGCUCUCAUAUUGUAUUUCACCACUUUUCACCCUGGGCUCCUCUUCUGUCACCACCCCAGCCCGACACUGUCCAACGUGGCCUUGUGGCUGUUUCUGCCCUGAGUGACGCUUUUUUUUUUUUUGUGAACGGAAACCUCCAGCGAGUCCCGCACUCCUGCGAGCCAACUGUUUCCUGUUACUGUAGGUGGUAACCGGUGGUUGUUAAUCCCACAAAGAACACAACGAUGAAAAUCAAAUUUAUCUUGCAAAUGUACUUCAUGACACUAUGUUUUCUGUCACAAACACACACAUUAAAAACACCAGUGCACACAAAGUUAAUCAUCCUUUUUUUUUUUUUUGGGUUGUGAAACUGUAGUUUGUGAUUCUCUUCCAUAGUCACCAUGCAUACAUGAAGAUCUGACGGGAUGAUCAGUGGAAGCUGUGCUCUUGUUUUCGCUUAAUCUCUCAUAAAAAAACAACAUUUUUUUUGUUGUUGUUGUUUUUGUUUGUAAUGUUGGAGUGUACUGGCAAAUUUUAUGAAGGACAGGCAGGAAGUCAUUCCAUUGUUUUUGGGUGAACUCCAAAUGAAGUGUUAAACUUUAUAAAGUCGAGCAUCUCAGCGUGUCAUACAGGAUAAGGUGACUCAAUAAACAUUUGCUCUCCCUCUCCCCCACAGAUAUUCGUUUUAUCUGUGUGAUGCCAUUUCAGCUUGUUCUUCUCUACAGCGGUGUGCCUGCUUCUAAGGAUGCACUAAAAUCGUCGAUUGUCCCCCGAAUUCAUCAGUCGUUUCUGAAUGGGAGAGAGAAAAAGGAGCUAGUAUUGAGACAGAAGUAUAUUAAUAUUACCUGGGAGGUUUUUGUGUUUAUCAUUGUGUGUUUGGAGAUUGCUGUACUCAGUUCUGACACACCUAACAAUAAUAAUAAUAAAAGAUUCUAUGUUUUGGAGGUCACGACGCACUGUUACGUCUUUGUAGCGCUCAUAUGUUAAAAAGAAAAAAAGAAAUCCAUCACAAAAUACAGUGCUGGUGUUGAGUUUAUUUUUUCCAACCUGGUAUAAAUUAACUCAAAUUGUCAUCUCAACUACGGUAUCGUGAAUAAACAGAUUACUUCUGUUUGUGUUCUGGAUGAUGUGGUUGCUUACUAACUCAUUUGUGACAUCUAAAUGUAUUCUUUUUUUUUUUCUUCUUUCAAUUUGAUGCCAUGAUUUAGAUUCACUGUCGAUACUGGUGAACCAACCACAUGAUGUUCAGAUCAUGUGGUUGGUUUCAUCAGAUGUUCGGUUUCGACAUUUUCACUCUUUGAGGUGUAGUUGUUCUUUUUUUUUUCUCCUGUGUAUGCAACCAAACUUUAAAAGACAAUGAGGUGGAAAUAACUGAGUAAUCCUCCAAUGUCCUUUUUGUGAGUGUUGAUUCAUUAUAUUAUUUAAUUCGGGGCCACUCCUGCCUCCUGUCCAUUCAGUGAUUCGUGUAACAAAAUGUCACCACUUAUGGCAAAAAAUGAAGCCCAGAAAGUUUUAAGAAAGUUCCCAUAUGUUCUGAAGUGUGAUGUCUGUUUUUUUUUUUUUUUUUCUUAACGCUCACCAAAUGGUUUGAGCCGACUCGUUCAAGCCUUGUAUGUAAAUAAUUCUACAAAUUAAGUUUAUGUAUGGGUUUUUAGAUGUGGAAGAAGGUUAUGGUCUGGAGAAUCAAUGCACUGUAAAAUAUGGUGAAUGAGAUAUAUAUGUAUACAUUUUACCCUGAAUGAAAGUCCAAAACUCGUAGGAAGUGUAAGAACUCUGUUGACAGACAUGAACAGACAGAAAAAGCUCAUCUUUUUGUAUUGUUUUGACUUGUUUGGAUCUCUUAUGAGUUACAAGAUCUUUUUUGGGCAUAUAUUUAAUCUUGAUUAAACUUAUGUUCAUCUCUAGAA
Acanthopagrus latus (yellowfin seabream) is the source of this 3951-nucleotide messenger RNA. RefSeq names its product acyl-Coenzyme A binding domain containing 3 (gene acbd3). The record is from RefSeq and is a predicted model, not a curated record. Gene Ontology annotation, cellular component: Golgi membrane. Bases 58 to 1692 code for a protein of 544 amino acids. The transcript has 8 exons. Gene Ontology annotation, molecular function: fatty-acyl-CoA binding. Lineage: Eukaryota; Metazoa; Chordata; Actinopteri; Spariformes; Sparidae.